Messenger RNA from Trichobilharzia regenti, 2910 nucleotides. NCBI's taxonomy places the organism in Eukaryota, Metazoa, Platyhelminthes, Trematoda, Strigeidida, Schistosomatidae. The record is from the annotation of a GenBank genome assembly.
AUGCUAACUGUUCCUUCUGAGUCUAAUUUGUUUAAAUACACUGAUAAUUAUAAUCUCAGUCAUUCGCUGAUUCAUUCAAAUGACAAUAGUCAUCAUCGUCAUCAUCAUCAACAUUACAUUAAACAAUCUCAUUCAUCUCUGACCGAUCAAUCACAUCUUAUUGUUCAACAAUGCAAAUCUACUGGAAAUAUUGAACCUGAACCUUUAAAUAAUAACAGUAAUACAAAUAUUUCAUCACUUGAUGAAAAUAAUGCAUCCAACGUGGAUGAUGGUGAUGAUGAUGAUGAUGAUAAUGCUGAUGAUGAAAAGAAGAAUAACAGAUACUGUACUUCAAGGAGUAGCAGUAGUAUAUUAACGCCUAAUAUUCUAGUUCCUUAUCAGAAUACUACUCAAUCACAACAACAUCAACAAAAUGAAUUUCAUGAUGUCUCUUCCACUUCUUUACUAAAAUCAUCAUCAUCGUCAUCACCUUUAAACAGCUCACUUUCAAAAUCAUUAUCACUAAAUACUACUGAUGGUGUAUUUUCAACUAAUAACAGUAAUAAUAAUAAUAAUAAUAAUAAUAACGGCAAUAAGGAAACUAUGUUGAAUACGGCUAAGUUAUUUAACAAUAUUCAUGCUAAUAAACAUCCACUGUACAGCUUAUCAUUUCCAGUGGAUUAUUAUUCAAAUAAAUUAAAUGAGUCUAAAAGUCAAUUUGAUAAAUGUAUUAAUAAUGCCUCGGAAAAAAUGCGAAGUAUUACAAGCAAUCAUGCAGCAGGUGAACAAUUGAAUCAAAACCCAAACAACAUUCAUUCUAAUCAUGCCGACGAAAUGUACUACAGACAAUCAUCAUUUUUACCGUUUUCAUCUCAAGCACCGAAUGAAUAUAAUAAUCCAGCUACAGAAUUCAAUAUUGGUCGAUCAAAUUUAAACCAAGCAAACUAUUAUUAUAAUCAGAAUACACCUGAAAGAAGUGCAAACAAUAGUAAUAAUAAUACUAAUAAUAACAAUGAACUAGUAAAUAGCCAAUCAGACAAAAAAGAUUUACAAAUAAUAAAAAAUAAAAAAUCCGACUUCAUAUUAAUCCGUCAACGUAAUCGACGGAAACCACGUAUUUUAUUCUCUCAGUCACAGAUUUAUGAAUUAGAACGUCGAUUUAAACAACAACGUUAUCUAUCAGCACAAGAACGUGAACAAAUGGCGAAUAAUUUAAAAAUGUCAGCGCAACAAGUAAAAAUAUGGUUUCAAAAUCGAAGAUAUAAACUGAAAAGGCAAGUUCAAGAUAGAAAUCUAGAAGAAGCCAGUGCAUUGCAUCAAUUACAUAACUAUUCAUUACCAUUGUUACAUCAUUCGAGAGAAUUAUAUAAUCAUGGUGCUUCGAUUACAGACUCAUCCUUCUCACGUCUAUAUAAUAAUAUCACCAAUAGGCCAAAUGAGAUUCAUCAUGAAACUGAAGAUUUAAAACAACAUGUUCCUAAAUUUAAUACUUAUGAAUGGGCGAAUAUAUUUUCCAAGACAUACAAUCACUAUAACAAGAACACUAAGAAUGCCGAUAAUAACACUGAAGGCUCUAGUUUACUGAAUACUUCAGAUAUACCUUUACUUAACUCCUCAGCUAUAAUCAAUGAAGAAAGGCCUUUUAAACAUACAAAUCAAUCAUCUUCAUUAUCCAACUAUACUGAUUCAAAGUUAUUUACUAGUCAGUUUAGCAGAGAUACAUUCACAGAUCUAAGUCAUUCAUUUCGUCAGAUUGAAUCAAAGUCAUCGUUGUCACCAGUGUUACCCUCAUCUCAAUCUAGUUCAUUUUAUCACACGUUAAAUACAACACAAACAUCUGACUUGUUACCAUCAGUUUACAACCAUCAUUUGUCUUGCAGCAAUCCGACAUUAUCUCAGUUUCAGCAUAAACAUGAACUACAUAAUGACAAUAAUAACAAUUACAGUGAUAAUAAUAAUAAUUAUUAUUAUUAUCCAUCUUUAUAUCCAUUUCAUAAUUAUUAUACAUCUAACAAUUCGACUGAAGGUUUGAACUUUGACACUACUUUGAGAAAGGACACUAAUCAGUCAGAUUUAUCUGUUUCAAUGUUGAAUAAUCUUCGAAAUCAACCGUUAACUUUGAAUACUUCUGACAUGUAUGACAAUUAUUAUCUUAUGAGAAAAAGACUACAGUCACGACAAUCACCUUUACAGAUGACACCAACAGUAACAACAGCAACAACAAUAAACUUGUUGUCUUCUACAGCGGUAGUUGCUGCUGCUGCAGCCGCUGCAGCAGUUGCAGAAUCUGUCAAUCCGUCAGAUAAGUUCAUAAAAUCAGAAGAAGUCUCCUCAAAAACGAACUGGUUGUCAAAUAAUUCUUUCCCCGCAUCUGGUCUAUCUAAUUCUUUUAAUGAAUUAAUUAUAUCAACGAAUAAAAAUCAGUGUCAGGCAGAUGAAGCAAGGAAAGUAUCUUCACCAAUGUCACAUUCAGACUAUAUACAACAAAAAGAAGAGUACAAUGAUAAAAGUGAAGAAUUUCAUUCAUUUCCUUAUCAUAUAAAUAAAUUUGACUUAGAGUAUCAAACUGUACUGAAUGUAGCUAAAGCUGCAUUUCAACGUGAAAAUAUUCUGUACAGAAAUAAAUCUCCCUUUCUAAAUGAGCAUGCCAUUGAAGGAAAAGUAACAGAAAACUGUCAUGAUGAAACAAUACAAACAGAUGUAGAACCAAUGAAUAGAAAUGAAGAAUCAGAUAGUUAUUCUCAAGAAUAUCAACAAAAUCUUCACAGUACAGCUAACACAUUUGAUUUAAGUUGGUCGCACAAUAGACUGAAUAAAUCAAGAAUAAUGUUAGAUGAUAAAGCUUAUAACUCUCCUCAUAAUUUAAGUUCAAAUUUUCCCGCUUAUUCAAAUAUUCAACCUACUGAUAUAAUUAGACGAAUGUCUAAUUAA